GUGGACUGGCCUCGAGUCUUUUGAAGACGACAGCCCACGACACGCUUCUAAGUAGCUGCUACCUAGACGCUCGUGAAUCUUGGCGGCACCAUGGCUGCUAUUCUCCCUUGAAGUCCCUUCGUUCAAGUUCUCAUGAGCGGCGAGAGGGGCAUGCUGGUAGGGAGCUAGAGCGCAUGUAGCUGGCUGUCCAUCCAUCCGUUGGUUUCCAACAGAGCUGUUUGCAUAUUUGUUCCAAGUUGGUUGCAAAUAGUCGUCAGGCCUGGUUUUUGAUGACGCCGAGUAAGCGGGGCUUUUCAAAUGCUCGGAAAGGUGUGUUGGUAUGGUACCCGUCUGCAAGUAGGAAACAGCUGACGCCUUCGAGGCAGCUCUUUUAGCUCACCUGGUAUAAUUGAACUUCCCUCUCAAGCAUUUUCAUGGCAUCCUGCCAAAAGGGCCCAAAACUGCUCAUAUCAAAAGCAUGUGGUGGCAGGGCCUUACAAAUUCAAGGGCAUUCUUUUGAGAAGCCAACACUUUGGUAGCAUUUAAGGGUAGCAUUUAAGGGUAGCAUUUAAGGGUACGUUACAACCCGUUGAAUAAUAUAGUCAAGCCAUCAUGGCCUCUGAGUCAGCCAAGAGCGACCAGUUCCCAGUGGGAAUGAAGGUGUUGGUUGUGGAUGACGACCCACUGUGUUUGAUGAUCCUUGAAAGAAUGCUAAGGAGAUGCCAGUACACAGUGACCACCUGCCAGCGUGCGACGGCCGCGCUGAACAUGCUUCGUGAGAAGAAGGAUUUCUACGACCUCGUCAUCAGCGAUGUCUACAUGCCAGACAUGGAUGGUUUCAAGCUGCUGGAGCUCAUUGGGCUGGAGAUGGACCUCCCUGUCAUCAUGAUGUCGGCAAACGGCGAAACUGAUGUCGUGAUGAAGGGCAUCACGCACGGUGCGUGCGACUAUCUGCUGAAACCGGUGCGCAUUGAGGAGCUGCGCAACAUCUGGCAGCACGUCAUUCGUCGGAAGCGCAGCGAUCUCCUUCCGAAAGAUCAGGAGCAUUCGGGGAGCGUGGACAACAGCAAGAAGCGGGACGAGGAGGCAGACAUUUCGAGCGCGCCCGAGACAGCGCAGAACAGGAAGAAGAGGAAGGAGGUUGAUUCUGGGGGCGGCAGCGAUCGGCAGGACGAUGAUGUUGACAUGGCAAGCCUGAAGAAGCAGCGCGUUGUGUGGUCGGUGGAGCUGCACCAGAAGUUCGUUCAUGCUGUCAAUCAGCUGGGGGUGGAUAAAGCUGUUCCAAAGAGGAUUCUCGACAUCAUGCAAGUUACGGGACUCACAAGGGAGAACGUUGCCAGUCAUCUACAGAAGUACCGGCUGUACCUCAAGCGUCUCUCUGGUGUCCAAGCCGAGGAGGCGCAGCACACCAAGAAGGAGCCCAGCAACUUCUCGACCGCCGCCGCGUCGUUCCCCGCCAGCCUGGGCGCCCUUGCGUCCUCGGGCCUUCUCAACCCCCUCCAGCAGCAGCAGCUCGUCAACCGCGGUGCUCUUAGCAAUCUGGCGGCCUUCUCGGGCCGGGGGUCGUUGGCAGGGACCCUCGGGAACUUGGACCAACAGACCCUGCUUAGCUUGGCGAAUCUGCAGUCGCUCCAACAGCCGGGGGACGCCCAAUCAGACCGGCUUGGGGCGCUUACCGAGAGCCUCGUUGGGGGGAUGGGCCGCGAGGGGGGGGGGGGGGGUCACUGGCGGGGGGGUAUGUUUGACAUGAACCAGGCGCAGCAGCUGGCAAACCUCCAGCAGAGGGAGCGGCAGCUGCACGCGCUGAACGGGGGCGGGGGAGCGGGGCAGCAGCAGCUCGCCUCGAUCCAGCAGCGGAUCCAGAUGGCGCAGCGCCAGAACCUGCCGUCGCUAGGCGGAGGGGGGGGUUCGGGCGGCUUGCAGGGAGGGCUUGGGGGGCAGGGCGGAGCCGCGUCUCAGAACGCGCUUUUGCUCCAGCUGUUGCAGCAACAACAGCAGAACCAGAACAGGGGGCUGCAGAGCCUGCAGAGGGGGGGCAGCGGCGGCAUGGGGCGCCCCGGCCCCCGGAUGGGGGGGCUGGAAACGCAGCAGGCGGGCCUGACAGGUAGGAGGAACUCCGGCGAGCUGAGCAUGCUUUUGAACGGGCCUGGGGCGUAUGCGGGUGGGGAUGCGGGCGCAGCAAACCUGCUAAGACUGCACGGCUCGGGUUCGGAGGAUGUAAAGGGCUUUGAGCUUGGGGGCGGGGGGGGCAACUAUCCGGGUCUGGGGGGGUAUGGGGAUGGGAACGAUGGGGCGAGGUGGGGUAACCCUGGCAAAGUGGGGAUGGAUCCUUUCCGGGGGGGCCACUGGCAGGAAGGUGCUGUCAGGCGGGGCAAAGAUGACGGCCUCAAAAGCGACGAGUACCAGAGCCUGUCACUGGGGCCGAUGGGCCCUGGGAAUGAGACGAGCGCGGCGUCCGAUCAGGCACGAAAUGAUAGAGAAGCGGGGCCGCGGCAAGAUAUGCCGAGCCAGGACGGAAAUCAAAGCCAGGACGACUAUCUUGCCGCUUUCUUCAUGAAGGAGCAAGGUCUGCCCGAGGGUGACCUCAAUUCUGAAGGCUUCCAAGUGGAUGACAGAUGGAAGCCCUCCGAUUCGUUUGUCAAAUAACUCGAACUCAAGUGCAUUUCCUAACCUUUUCGAUGGGCUGGCUCCAUCCACGUGAAUAUUUUCGCUGAUAAGUCUUGGAGCCGGUGUUGCCUGGAAUGAAGAUGACCUACUAAGCCGGGUAGCAAGGUGUCUGCGAAAUGCACCUAUAAUGGUUGGCUUGCCAAUUGUUGUCCGGAGCAAUUUUGAUAGAGUCAAAGAGAGACGUGCGAGCGGCACUUGUUGUUCUAGUAGUUUGACUCCAAAGCUUCUCAACCAUCAGUUGUAAAGUAGCGUUUCAAUAGCACAAAGGACUUGUGUCUAGGAAACAUGAGGAGGUCGGAUUAGCCAGUUUACAGCACGUUUUUGCAUACCGUUCAAGUUUAGUAGCUCAAUUUAACGGGUGAGCAGCAUGGUUGACACUCUCCUCGUGUCCUAGGAAUCCACAUGUUAAUACGCAUCAGUCUUUUGUUCUUUCACUUUGUUUUCACAGCCAGGACCUUGCCCGCAUCUGGAGGUUCGGAAGUUGCUCAG
Klebsormidium nitens is the source of this 3135-nucleotide messenger RNA. NCBI's taxonomy places the organism in Eukaryota, Viridiplantae, Streptophyta, Klebsormidiophyceae, Klebsormidiales, Klebsormidiaceae. The record is from the annotation of a GenBank genome assembly.